Ailuropoda melanoleuca (giant panda) is the source of this 3425-nucleotide messenger RNA. It is a transcript of the gene CCT8L2, whose product is annotated as chaperonin containing TCP1 subunit 8 like 2. Lineage: Eukaryota; Metazoa; Chordata; Mammalia; Carnivora; Ursidae. Gene Ontology annotation, molecular function: ATP binding; ATP-dependent protein folding chaperone. Bases 732 to 2381 code for a protein of 549 amino acids. The transcript has a single exon. The record is from RefSeq and is a predicted model, not a curated record.
GUCAUUGGAAGGAGGAGCAUCACACACCUGCAACCCGAAAGACAAACAGACCAACAAACACCGUAAGGAACCUGAUGAACAGCACCAACGGAAAAGGUGGCCAAAGAGACAAAGGCAGAUAACACGACCUAGCUUGUAGUACAUAGUCCUUUGCAAGAAAGUAAAACAAAACCCUGCUUCCCACUCAAAAACUACAACACACAUCACAGGAGCCACAGCUUCGUCCGGAAUUUGAAGUGGGUGGGUAUCCUCACUUGAUUUCCUCUCCACUGUCUCCAAAGUUUAAAUGAAACUCUGGAGCCCAGCGCAUACGUGUGUCCCUCUUCUGCCGGAUGACCUGGCCUGACUUCUGCCUGCCCACAGGGCCUCCCAAACUCUAGGCAUCCUUCUGUGACCUCAUUGUCUGCCCCCCGGUUCCAUGCGCCGCUCUGUGACUUCAUCACGGUCAUGUCUGUUUCAGCUCCCAGCUUCAGAGGCCCCGCGAGCCCCGUUUCUUACAGAUCAAUCUGGGGGAGUGGUUGAGGGCUGAGCUCUCAGCAGAUCAUCCCUGCACCGGAUCCUGGAGCGCCGAAUUCUCCAGAUCCCAGGGGAGGGGCGGGGGGGGGCGGGCACUCGGCUCCUUUUUCCACUGACCCCUUGAGAAGUGUCAAAGAUCGGGUCCCGGGCGCCCCCACCCCGGCUGCUAGAGCGCCUGGGCAGCCGGCACGGCGGGCUCUCGCGCUCGGCAGGCGAUGACUAGCAGAGCCACCUCGGCGCCGCUGCAGCUGCCUGAGCGCCUGGGGCCCGGGCGGAGGCGGCGCGCAAGGAGCCCGGGAGCGCAAGAGCUGCACCUGCUCAGCAGCGUGCCGGCGGCGCAGACCUUGGCCAGAGUCAUCCGGCCUUGCUACGGCCCCCACGGCCGACAGAAACUGCUGGUCACCGCGCGAGGAACCAACGUGUUCACCGGCUACGCCGCGGCCAUCCUCCGGGCCCUGAAGCUGGAGCAUCCCGCCGCGCGGCUCCUGCGCGAAGCAGCGCACACGCAGGCGGAGAGCAGCGGCGACGGCGCGGCCUUCGUGGUGCUGCUGGCGGAAGCCCUGCUCCAGCAGGCCGAGCACCUGCUGCGCGCCGGCCUGCCUCGCUCGCAGCUGCGCCAGGCCUACGCCGCCGCGACCGCCGAGACCCUGGCCCUGCUGCCCUCCCUGUCGAUCCGCUCCCUGGGGCCUUUGGAAGAUCCCUUUUGGGCCCUCUAUUCGGUGAUGAACACCCACACCGCGUCCCAGAUGGACUACUUGACCAAGCUGGUGGCCCACGCGUGCUGGGCCGCCAAGGAGCUGGAAGGCAGACUCCACCGCGAGCGAGUGGGGGUGUGCACCCUGCGAGGGGGCAGGCUGGAGGACUCGUGCCUGCUCCCGGGGCUGGCCUUGUGUGCGAACCCCUGCGGGCAGGUGACCGCGGUGCUGACGGGCGCCAGGGUGGCUCUCUUUGUCUGCGCCUUUGGUCCUGCCAGCCCAAAUGCUCCUGCAACCGCCCGUCUCUCUAGUCCUGAUGACCUAACUAAAUUCAGCAAAAGAAAUGAACAGUUGAUAGAAAAGCAAGUAGCGGAACUGGAAACUGCAUGUAUUAACGUGGCGGUGGUAUGGGGGGACAUCGAUGAGAACACACUGACAAAGGCUGAUAAGUACGGCAUCAUGGUGAUUCAAGCCAGGUCCCAAACGGACAUAGCUUACUUGAGUGAGGUGUUGGGCACACCUUUGAUGCCCUAUCUGCUUCCUCCCCUGAAGCCAGGGAAGUGCCAGAGGGUAUAUCAGCAGGAGCUGGGGGAAGGCUUGGUUGUAGUAUUUGAAUGGGAAUGUGCAGGCACCCCCGCCCUCACCUUGGUCCUCAGGGGGGCCACAGCUGAGGGGCUAAAGAGUGCAGAGCAGGCAGUCUACCACGGCAUUGAUGCGUAUGUCCAGUUGUGUCAGGAUCCCAGACUGCUCCCCGGAGCUGGAGCCACAGAGAUGGCUCUGGCAAAAAUACUCUCGGAAAAAGGAAGCAAACUGGAAGGGCCUAAUGGCGCGGCCUUCCUAGCAUUUGCACAGGCCCUUCAGUCUCUUCCUGAAACCUUGGCGGAGAACGCAGGCUUAGUGGUCUCAGAGGUCAUGGCAGAGAUGAGCUGCGCCCACCAAGCCGGGAACUUCCUGAUAGGCGUGGGGGCUGAGGGGAUAAUAAACGUGGCCGAGGAGGAGGUGUGGGACACCCUAGUAGCCAAAGCCCAAGGACUCCGAGUGGUAACUGACGUGGCUCUACAGCUCCUGAGUGUAGAUGAAAUCGUGGCCAGGAAAAAUCCCACGAAUCGAAAGGACUUGAAUCCUGUUCCUCAGAAGGCACGGGAGCGCCCAUCUCCCGUGAAAAGAUAAUCAACUCCUUGGAACAAUUAAGUAGCAACAUCCUCAAUAAAAUGGGGAUUGCCAAGGAAGGCACAAUCUCCCCCAAAAAGAAUGUUUGCCGUAUUUAUACCCCCAGGUUUGGUACUAUCAGAGUCAGUUUCUUUGGAUAAAAACAACAGAGAGGACCACAAGCUAAAAGUCCUUUUCAUUGAUUUAUUUCCUUUCAGAUUCUUGACUUUUUUUCAUUUCCUGUUUCUCUCCAUCAUAUUCUGUUCCUUUCCUCCAAAAAGAACAGGAUUCAAUCCUAUUAAAGAUUUUUAAAUUGAGUACCUGGGCUUUGGGGAUGCAAAAAAAAAAAAAAAAAAAAAGUACAGGAAUCUCUUUCUGACCACUUGAGUUAUCUCCACAUGAUAUCCUAAUAUAUCCACAUAAUGUGAAUUUCUGUCUAGAUGUCACGUUAGCAACCUGAGAACAUCAGCUGCAGCUCACAGGAAUGGCUGCACAUUCCUGUUGUGAUUAUUUGGGAGAAGAAGGGCAUGUUACUUUAGGGCAGAAAAGGAGGGGAAAAAGAGGAGGCGAAAGGAAAAUGAACCGUCAGGGAGCAAUAAAAUAAAAAUAAAAUAAUAAAAUAAAAAAUUAAAUUAAAUUCUUGGCAUGGAUAACGAAAGAACACACACCUUAGAAGUGCGCUAAGGUUGUUGUAUAGGUGAGAGAACUGGGUAUCCCAGUAUGGCUACGAUUAGGGGUGGAUCCCCCUGGGCACUGAAGAGGGAGUGCGAGCAGAGCUGGGAGCAGAGCAGCACAUUAUUACCCAAAGCCUUUUCCACUUUAACCAUCCAAGUUAUUCUGCCUCUGGGAAAAGAGCAGAACCUGGGACAGAAUCUAGGGGAUGGGAAGCUGCAAUCUCUUACAAUCAUUAAAAAAAAAAAAAAAAUGCUCUAAGCAUCUGGCAAGAGAACCAGACUCAAGAAACAAAUGUCUUAUAGUGGGCAUAUUAGCUUCAACAAAGCAAAACAAAUGUGCAAAGAUUCCUUUAAAACUUGGAAGAAGUGAAAUCCUGAAAAGCUGUUAGUG